Molecule: messenger RNA, 1796 nt
Organism: Leptidea sinapis
Lineage: Eukaryota; Metazoa; Arthropoda; Insecta; Lepidoptera; Pieridae
Exons: 13
Coding region: 103-1764 (553 amino acids)
Biological process (GO): proteolysis
Molecular function (GO): serine-type endopeptidase activity
Source: RefSeq, a predicted model, not a curated record
AUCAUGGAGCAAAACGUUCUAUGAAAUUGGCCAUUUAAUUAAAAUAAUCAAAUUGCAUUGGUAUUCCAAUCCAACACACUUUGAAUUCUUUUAGGUUUUGCGAUGUCUACUUUUCGUGUCGCCGUAUUUGCUUUAUUUUUAAUUGUAAUAGCAGCAGUUUUUUCAAAUCCAACCACAAAUACAACUAUUAAACAAACCACAAAUGGCGAUCAUAAUGAAACCCAAGUAAAUAAAACCAAUGCAACUGAUACUAAUGGAGACGAAAUCGACGAUGAAGGCUGGGAAUAUGAAAACCAAACGAUAGUGGAUACAAGAAGAAUCUUGUAUAGCAAGAGAGUUGGUAUUGGUAAACGGCCUUAUAUGGUUUAUUUACAAUUAACAAAGGAGUCAGCAAAAGCACAUAAAUACAGAGGCUGGCUAUGCGGUGGCGUCAUAGUCCACCCUUCUUACGUGCUUACGUCAGCGGCCUGCGUUGAGGACGCGGAACAUUUCUACGUUGUCCCUGGUACCACCCGCUUCGUUGACAGUUUUGAUUAUAAGAGCAAUAAUUGCGUCUGUAACCAUAGAAGGCGUGUUGUCUGGAAAUGUAUACCCAAGAAUUACAAAUUUGAUUUCCAAGAUAGUAUAAAAUGGUCGGCUAAUGAUAUAGCAAUAGUGAAAGUAGACAAACCGUUCAAGCUCGGCGUGAAAGAGUCCAAUUGUGAAUUUGCAACGGAUCUGGUAUGUUACAACAAUGUCAGUCGGGAAUUGGAAAAAGCUGGUACCAAAGGAUUUAUAGCCGGAUGGGGAAGUGGUUAUCAGUUUAGAGAGGGAGUUUAUCGUCGGGAUUCUAUGAGGCCAGAAAACGCAAAAUGCUUGCAAGAAGCUAAAGUGUGUAUAAUGGAUAACGAACAGUGCGCCAAGAAGUGGGCUGAAAGAUUUAGAAACAUUAUAACGCAAUACAUGAUCUGCACUAGAGACGUCAUGAAGCGACUGAGUGAAAUAUGUGACAAAAAAUACGCCAACUGUACGGAUGUAGAACAAAGACGCAACAAUGAAGGUGAUGAUGAUCUAUCUUCACAUCAAGUAGACCUGGGGCGACAUUUACGUGAUCCAGACGACUACACUGCACGUAGAAGCACUAAGCAAGGAGGGUUCUGUGAGAACGAUCACGGCGGUCCAUUGAUAGUGAAGUACCAAGGAAAAGAACGAGUUGUUGGUGUCAUAUCAGCAUGCAAGAUCGACCCGAAGAGUCACAGCUGCCACGGACCAUUCCUUUACACCAGUGUGUUUAAGAACCGACAGUUCAUCUCCUGUGCUAUUAAUAAGGACGUGGAGGAGAGUUGCAGACGAGUAUUUCGAACAGGCAUCACUCAUGAAGAGAUAACAGUAGAUUGGGACGGUGUUGACGAAGAUGACAUCGACUUAAGGAAUGAAAAUAACGAUAGUUCAUCAAACCGUGAUGACGACGACGAUGAUGAUGAUAGUGACAGCGAUGACAAGCCUAGCCUAAGAGAUGAAGGCGCCAAAAAGAAUAGCGAAAAAGCAAAAGACAAUUCAAGUGCAGUAGAAGAAGAAACAGAAAAGCCCAAAACAAAGCCUGAUAAAAAAGAAGACGCAAAAAUCAAAACAUCCAAACACAAAAAUGUAAGCAAAAAAAGUGGUAAGCAUCAUUCAAAAGGAAAAAAGGAAAAGAAAGCAGCAGCUGCUAAAAGUAAAGCUCCAAAGGAUGGUUCGUAUGAAUCUAGCAGAGAUGAAAAUGUAAAUGAACCCGAUGAAGAAUAGGUUAAUGAAUGAGUAAAUUAAAAUUAAUAUUC